Colletotrichum graminicola M1.001 is the source of this 690-nucleotide messenger RNA. RefSeq names its product methyltransferase domain-containing protein. The transcript has a single exon. The coding region runs from base 1 to 690 and encodes 229 amino acids. Lineage: Eukaryota; Fungi; Ascomycota; Sordariomycetes; Glomerellales; Glomerellaceae. The record is from RefSeq and is a predicted model, not a curated record.
AUGACCGCUUCCCCAGAGCACAAGCUCGUCCCGGAGGACCUCAAGCUGCGUCUCAAGGAUUCAUACGACAUCAUUGCCCCGGCCUACAAUGACUGGACCAUCCAGCAGUCGGGCUUCCGCAUUGAAUACCUUGAGAAGCUGCUGGAGAAGCUCCUCACCUCGAAGCCUCUAUCCGGCCAGACGUCGCUCGUCCUCGAGCUGGGAUGUGGCUGCGGCCUCCCCGUCACCGAGAGACUGCUGACGACCCCGGAUGUCUUCGUCACCGCCAACGACCUGUCAACCACCCAGAUCAAGCUGGCCAAGGAGAGCCUCGCCAAGCACGGCACCGACCGCGUUACCUUCGUCGAGGGUGACAUGAUGGGUCUUGAAUUCUCCGAGGGCUCCUUCGACGCCGUCGUCGGCAUGUACAGUAUCAUCCACCUGCCCCGCGACGAGCAGACUGAGAUGAUUCGCCGCAUCACAAAGUGGCUGAAGCCCGGCGGUCUGAUGCUCGUCAACUUUUCCGCCGAGGAAAUGCCCGAGGCUAUCAUGAACAAGUGGCUCCAUGACAAGGGCUGGAUGUACUGGAGCGGCUGGGGCACCGAGGGUACCCUGGCCCGCAUCAAGGAGGCAGGGCUGGAAAUCAUCUUGCAAGACGAGAUCAACGAUCUUGUGGACGCCAAGUUCCUAUGGGUCCUGGCCAAGAAAUAG